AGGGGAGGAGCCAGGCGGGGGCUGGAGGGGCCGAGGCGGUGGCGCGCGUCUCUGCGCGGGGAUGGCGCUGUGGCCGCCGCGCUCCCGGGGUCUCCGCGCGGGGGAGGGGCAGGACCCGGACCCGGACCCGCCCUGCGCGCCCCGCCCGCCGGACCCGCAGAUAUAUGGCCAUGGGAUUGAAUUGGCUUGCCAAAAACAAAAGGAGUUUGUGAAGAGCUCUGUGGAAUGCAAAUGGAAUUUAGCAGAAGCCCAGCAGAAACUUGGUAGUUUAGCACUGCAUAACUCUGAGUCCCUGGAUCAGGAACAUGCCAAAGCACAGACUGAUGCUUCAGAAUUGAGACAGAGGGAGGAAGAAUGGAGACAGAAAGAAGAGGCCCUAAUACAGAGGGAAACACAAAAUCUGUGGAACACAGAUUCUGUUAGCAAGGACGUAUUUAAUAAGAGUUUUAUUAAUCAAAAGAAAAGAAAAGAAAUAGAAGAUGAAGACAAAUCCAAAUCAUUCAUGCAGAAACAUGAACAAAAAAUUAGACAUUUUGGCAUGCUAAGCAGAUGGGAUGAUAGCCAGAGAUUUUUGUCUGACCAUCCGUACCUUGUAUGUGAAGAUACAGCUAAAUAUCUCAUCUUAUGGUGUUUUCACCUAGAAGCAGAACAGAAAAGAGCUCUCAUGGAACAAGUAGCACACCAGGCAGUUGUUAUGCAGUUUAUUAUAGAAAUGGCCAAAAGUUGUAAUGUGGAUCCCAGAGGCUGUUUUCGUCUAUUUUUCCAAAGAGCAAAAGCAGAGGAAGAAGGUUAUUUUGAGGCUUUUAAAAAUGAACUCGAAGGAUUUAAAUCAAGAGUGAAAAUCUCUUCACAAUCACAAAGUUUUCAGGCUAUGUCAGUUCAGAAUCCCAUUGCCCAUACUGGUCUCAGUUCCUUAGGCAUGUUGGAGUUUUUGCCACAGAAAGAACUGAAGUGCCAUCUGCAGGUGCCUGUUGCUCUGGUAUCUAAGCCCUGAGGUUGUUGCAGGCAUGUGAAGAACAGAACACACUUCUGCUAAAAACCUCAGGGCCAUCUUGGAGAAAGGGCAGCCAAUAUCCUGUUCUUAUGGAAAGUGAAGAAAUGUGCAUUUAGGCUAGUGCAAAGGUGGGGAGAGCUGUUGCUUUUUGUCCGGAAAUGGUCCGGAAACCCCAGUAAUGCUGGUGUCAAAUGGAAAUAUAGAAUCAAAGUUUUGUAUGGGAAUGCUAAGGCAACUGUCCAAAGGAAUCUAGUCUCCAAGGAACAUGUGUAUGUCUAGAGGUGUCUCUAAGGACAUAAAGGCUGGUGGCUGCAAAAUUUGUCACUUUUCUUUAAAAAAAAAAGACCCAAACUGAACAGUACCUACCUCAAUAGCCUUACACUUACAACAAAUGAAAAGCUUUCCAAAUUCCUCAGAUGCUUUUCUUGGAAUGUGUCAGUACUGGUGAUGAUAAUACUUUGGAGUAAAAACCCUACUGUAAAGUAUUUUAACUGUGCUGGCACUACUACUAGAUGACCUGUUUGGAUCAAUACCAGAGAGGAGUGAUGCUCUCAGCAGCAUGGUCUGCUGUCAGUUAUACCGGUUUCAUAAAGUUUAACUAUCUGGAUGUGAUGAUUACAUUGAUUUCUGUACCUAGAUCUUGCUGACCAGUUUCUGAAAAAGUGGGAUUGAGGGAAAUGAAAUCAACAGUCUGUAAAGCUGAAAAAAUGGGUAUGAGAGUUCCUUGUAAAGACUAGCAGUAGCUACAAAAAUCUGGACUGCUUGGUAUUUGAAAGAGCCAGGCUUACAGAGGGCUGUUGACCUCAGCCAUCAGAGUCCAGUGUGGAAUGGGAAUGAGGCUGUUUCCCUACCACCAAAAUAUGCAAUGUACUCAUCUCUAUUAAUAUUACGGAAGAGACUAUUACCCUACUGUUAAUCUCUGCUCUAUAACCUCAUUAACUGAGGAUUAAAGUUACUCUACCACACCAAAUGUGGUUUUGUUUCCAGUGGGACUCUUCUAGGUGCAACUAGGUAGUCAGAAUUUUGUUAAUGUUGUAACUUAGUGGAGUGAAAUAGCAAAAAGGUCAGUUUUGUAACUUUAAAUGUGGAUAAAUAAAGGCUUCAAGAUAGAUAGCUAUGUUUUGUCAAGCUAACAUGUUUAAUCAAAGAAGCUUGAAUACUCUUGUGGCAAGAUUCUCCCCCACUGCUUUGGAAAUGAGAUUUUAAUUUUCUGUAAUAAAACAUUUUAUUGUA
Molecule: messenger RNA, 2227 nt
Organism: Mauremys reevesii (Reeves's turtle)
Lineage: Eukaryota; Metazoa; Chordata; Testudines; Geoemydidae
Gene: CDC37L1
Product: cell division cycle 37 like 1
Exons: 7
Coding region: 62-994 (310 amino acids)
Biological process (GO): protein stabilization; protein folding
Cellular component (GO): cytoplasm
Molecular function (GO): heat shock protein binding; protein-folding chaperone binding
Source: RefSeq, a predicted model, not a curated record